This is a messenger RNA of Talaromyces rugulosus, 705 nucleotides long. RefSeq lists its product as uncharacterized. Lineage: Eukaryota; Fungi; Ascomycota; Eurotiomycetes; Eurotiales; Trichocomaceae. Bases 1 to 705 code for a protein of 234 amino acids. The transcript has a single exon. The record is from RefSeq and is a predicted model, not a curated record.
AUGGUUGGAUAUCCACGGGCACAUCAGCUCCACGCUCGUUGUUGGGAGCUAAUUGAGAGAUUCUUUGGCUAUGAUGCUGAGAAUAACCUCGAAAUUCUGCUAAAUAUAUUUCAGGAAAGGUGGAUUGGUUUAGAUGGUAAGACUAAGGGGACCGCUUGCUAUGAUUUUCUGCGAGAAGAUCUUUUGUGGCACAAGAACCCUAUAGUCAAACAUGACCCGGUUAAAAUCCUUCCUCUCCACGCAUUAGUUGAGGAAAGUGUCCAGCGUCCAGGCAUAGAAAAGCUGGCUUCUGAGGCUCCCGAACUACGGCCGAUAUUCUUUGACAUAAAGCAUACAGCCGUCUCUUCUAUUUUUCCUUGUGAGAUUCAGUGGAUGAUUAUAGAUCUAUUGGAUUAUAAGGACAUUCCUAAAUUACUCCGAGCUUUUGGAUGGGUCCUUUCAAACACUUACUGGUCUAAACGAUUGCCAAAAGACCUGAUAUUUGAACUGGAUGACUUGAUGAAGGAUAAUGUUGAGAUUGAUUGGCAGUUCCUUACUCUUGGGGUGGAGAAACUCUUUCAACGCUCUUAUGGGCUUUUGAAUCGGCGUCGACUGAUUCCAGUUUUGAAAAAAGCGAGAGACUUAUUCUAUGAAGAGGUGGCCAAGCAGCAACAACAACAACAACAACAACAUGAAGAACAACAACAAGAAGAACAAUAUCAUUAG